AUGUCGGUCAUUCUCUGCACCGCUGGCUAUGACCAUACUAUCCGCUUCUGGGAAGCCCUCUCUGGCAUCUGCUCGCGCACAAUUCCCCAUCCCGACUCCCAAGUAAACCGCCUCUGCAUCUCCCCCGACAAGCGCUAUUUGGCCGCCGCUGGUCACCAUACGGUCAAGCUUUACGACAUCAAAUCCACAAAUCCGAACGCAGUGAUAAACUUUGAAGGGCACACAAGUAACAUCACGGGCGUCGCGUUCCACUGCGAAGGGAAAUGGAUGGUCACAUCGUCUGAAGAUGGCACCGUCAAAAUUUGGGACACACGUAGCGGGAACGUUCAGAGGAAUUACAUGCACGGAGUACCUGUCAAUGACGUGGUGAUACAUCCAAAUCAAGGAGAGUUAAUAUCCUGCGAUCGAGGUGGUAAUGUGCGAAUAUGGGACUUGGGCGAAAACAAAUGCAGCCAUCAGUUGAUACCCGAGGACGAUGUGAGCGUUGCGAGUGUCACUGUUGCCAGCGAUGGUACCAUGCUAUGCGCGGGAAACAAUGCUGGAAAUGUGUACGUCUGGCGCAUGGUCCAGCGUGGUGAAGCAACUUCGCUUGUCCCUGUCUGCAAAUUCAUCGCGCAUCACACCUACAUAACACGCGUCCUUCUCUCUCCAGACGUCCGACAUCUGGCUACCUGCUCCGCCGACCACACAGCGCGCAUAUGGUCUGUUGAUACCUCUCAACCACACAACGCGACAGCUCAGGACGGACUUCCAGCAGAGCGCGAUGUAAACGCUUUCCCACUGGAGACAACUCUCCAUGGACACCAGAGAUGGGUCUGGGACUGCGCGUUUAGUGCCGAUUCUGCAUACUUGGUGACUGCAUGCUCCGACCAUUACGCACGGUUAUGGGAACUGAACAGUCAGAGCAUCAUCAGGCAAUACAAUGGCCAUCACCGUGGUGCGGUAUGUGUGGCGUUAAAUGACACGGCCGUUGGUAACUGA
Messenger RNA from Aaosphaeria arxii CBS 175.79, 981 nucleotides. Its product is annotated as WD-repeat protein-like protein pop3. Gene Ontology annotation, biological process: regulation of actin cytoskeleton organization; TOR signaling. NCBI's taxonomy places the organism in Eukaryota, Fungi, Ascomycota, Dothideomycetes, Pleosporales. The transcript has 4 exons. Gene Ontology annotation, cellular component: TORC1 complex; TORC2 complex. The record is from RefSeq and is a predicted model, not a curated record. Gene Ontology annotation, molecular function: protein binding. Bases 1 to 981 code for a protein of 326 amino acids.